UGACCAGUUCUGGCCUGGUUUAUAUCUGGUUUCAUUACUCACAGCCCCUUUGAGUCAGUUAAUGGUUGUCUGUGAUGGGUCUUUUCCAGUGCACAUGUUUUCAUCUUCCAGAUUGGGACAACGAAUUGGUGUGUUACAAAGAAUUAAAUGAGGAUCUAACCUGUACCUGGCUGCCAGUACCUAGUGCUGCAAAUACAGUUAAUUACACUGUAUACUUAAAAUGGAACAAAAUACGAAAACUUUUUCAACGAAAAACAUCAUCACCUUCCAUCACAAUAGAACGGACGAAUCUCUACAUGGAGAGAUUUGUAUCCAUUUGGAUAGCAGUGAAUUAUGCUCAUGACACCUGUGCAAAAGGAAAGAAUAUCUCAAUUUUACCAAGCAAAGCAGGAAAGUGCUUGUCACCAUCUAACAUAAAUGCUUAUCAGAUCACAAACCAAUUGAUAAUUAAGUGGGACCUGACGACAGCUCAUGCACAGUAUGAGCUGAGAUACAGAGAGGCACUCACAGAAUCUGCUCCAUGGACACUGGUGCCUGUAGGAAACAAUGUUGUCAAUGUCACCAUUUCAAAUUUAAAUGCUAUGUCUUCAUACAUUGUUCAGCUCAGAUGCAUAACCAAGGAUGGCCUCAACUGUGUUUGUGUUUGGAGCAGAGAGAUUUUGGUCCCUCACAAACUCAUGAACAAGCCCAGAAUAUCAUAUAAUGUAACUACACAAGUCUCUCCAGGAAGAAGAAGUGUUCUUCUGAGAUGGGAGGUAGCACAAAGUGAGAACGUCCUUGGAUAUUUUGUUAAUGUGGAAAGAAUACCCAACAGCUGCAGUCGCCCACCAAAUCACAUCUCUCUCAAAGACAGAAAAAUUCUUGUUAAUCUCUCCAUGGCUCACUAUAGAGUUAUUAUUUCUGCCUAUAAUGAAGCAGGAGAAUCUCCACAAGCCUUCUACAUUGUCCCAGAAUUCUCUGUAGCAGACUUGCCUGGUAAAAUCCAUGUCAAAAGCCAGGGAACUAGUGCAGUCGUCACAUGGACUCCAGAAUACAAUCCAAAAUGUUUUGUGGUUGACUGGGGCACUGGUAAAGAGGAUAUGCGCAUGAAAAUAAUAAACAGACCUACCAGCAAUUUCACAUUAGACAAUUUUCAGCCAUAUAAGUUGUACAAAAUAAUGGUACAUGCAUCUGAUGUGUGUCAGUGUGAAAGUUUCCUAAGACAUGAAAAGACUUUUGGAGUGACCCACUUUUACUCCAUUGAAGGAGUUCCUAGGACUGGUCCUGCUAAUGUGACAAUUCUGAAUAUAACAAAGCAUUCUGCACUUGUAAAGUGGAGUGAAAUAGCUGCAGAAGACCGUUUGGGCUUUCUCCAGGGAUACAGGAUCAGUUACACAGAUUCAUCAAGGAAAAACUCUCCAGCUAUUACUCUCAACUCCUCUAUCACAAGUUACCAUCUUACUGGACUGAAGGAAAAGACCACCUAUCGUGUGCAGAUUUCAGGAUUCACUAAUGCUGGAGAAGGACCUCUGACUCUUUCUCAAUCUUUCAGCACUCCAAAAUAUGAUAAAGGAGAACUUGAAGGUUUUGUGAUUGGUCUUUGUUUCAGCAUGAUACUCAUUCUGGUUUUUGCACCUCUCACUUGUUCUCUGAUGAUUAAAAGGCUGAAAAUAUCACACUGGCCCAGUGUACCGAGCCCAAGAAACAGCAGUGCACUCCAAGAUAUGACUUAUUGGAAACCUGCCUCAAGGUCACUGCUUCAAGCACUGUCAGACAACGAUACCACCAGCCUUUUUGUCAUAGAGCAUGAGCCAAAGGCUCCUCUGAUGCUAGACCUCCUCACAGAUGGUGGAGAAGACCGCAAGCAUGACAUCUGCCAGUCAGGAAAACCCAGCAACAACACAGACAUGAGCCCAAGGACUGAAGAAAUCCCUGCAGAAGCAGUUACAAGUGAAGAAGACACCAUUUCCAUUGAAGUACCAUUCUUGAGUGACUAUGCCAGCAUGGAGUUUAGUCAGAAAGCCCUGAUGAGCCUGGCUGUGAGCAUGCCUGAAAGAACUGCUCAUCCUCAUCUGGAAAUGGAACUAAGCAGUAAGCCAGCACAAACUGUGCAUGAGGUUUUGUUUUCUUCCCAGGACUACCUUAAACAAAGCCAGGUGGUACUUUUGCCAUCUGGACCAAAUUUCAUGGGACAAGCCAAUUAAAUCUGGAGCAUCUUCACUAUUUUCCUUACCAUGGAAUCAAGUUCUAAAUCUUGUUAUACUUCAGUGGUGCCACUGGGACCAUAUGGGAGAGUGAGCUUGUGACAAUAGUUAUCUCCACUAUGGUAAGUUUCCUUGGUGAAGUAGACUGAUUAUAAGAUCAGAUUAGCUAUUUCACCACAGUCAUUCAGUGGAAAGUCCCACCAUCUUCACACAGGCAAAACUUUCAGGGACUUAUAUGAAAAAUCUUUCAGUAAAGUACCUCUUGCUUGGUAUUUUUUCCCAGGGUACUCAGGAGUCAUUCAAGGCUUCUGUACUCACUAUGACCAGUUUCAGAUUUCUGAUUUUCAAAUCUCAUGAGUUCUUCAGCAAAAAAAAUUCCAGCAAAAGUAUCUACCACUCCAAAGAAGCUCUCCAGUUUGUCAAAGCUAGCUGAAGAAAUCAGUGCGUAUCUCUCAAAUUAGGAAUGGAAAGUUUGUUUAUUGAUCUAUAUAAAACACCAUAAAUGCUUUACAUUCUAGAACUUUACAACUUUAGUCAUUGUAGCUAAAUAGUUCUGUGUAAGUGAAGAUGAUAAUAAGUUUCAUUAACAGUUUUGGAGUCAUUACUUGCAUUAAAUUAAGGCUAUUUCCUCCUACAAUUACCUACACAUUCAGAAAAAAACAUCCAUAGUUGGUGAUGAGGUGUAGGUGUAGAUAUGUUUUCACAUUGCAAUGACAAUAACUGUUAAACAGACUUCAGGAGCUGAACAGAUAUUUCAAGCCAUACCUCCAAAGACUGCAUGGAAUAGGAGCCACUGGAAUACAGGGGGAAAAAAGUCUUCCUCAAUAUGCUUUCUAUGCAACUCCAUCAGGUAUCUCCACAAUGCAAGGAGUCUGAACCAUUUUCUGGCUUACAAGAGUUACUCAGUCAUGAACUUUGCAGGCAUUAAUGAUCUGCACUUAUUGUAGAGGACCCAGUUUAUUUUUGUUGUCUCAAGUUGAAGGAGUAGUUUAUUAAAAUUGCUUUGUGGAGAAAGAAAGAAAGCAAUCACCUGUAUUGUAAGCACCAGAGAAUCCACAGAUGGACAUUUUUUAAAUGUCUCAGUAAAAGAGAAGGUGAAGGAUGACUGGCAUGCACACAAAUAUUUCCGCCCAUAUUAAGCAGUGUGAAUUAUAGAACAGCCACGGUUGCAAAAACUCAGAUAUUCCAUAUCCCCAUUUCAUUGAUUUAGUGAGAAUGCACAACAAAACCUAGUUUAUUCAUUUUCCUUAUUUAUAUUCACUCUCUCUUUAGCUACAUCUCUCUAUAUCUCUUAAGACUGCCAGGAACAAACCUGUAUUUCACUGUGGGUUAUGCACUGUUUUGUUUCUUAGCACUUAAAAUUCAUUGCUCUUCCACAAAGCAAUGUGCACUCGUGGUUGUUAAAUCUCAUAAUUUAAACAAGGGGUAAGAGAAGCACUCCAUAGAAUUCACACAAGUUUGGGCAGUCUUUUAUAUAUCUUUCUUCUUUCUUUGAACUUUAAUCUGGUGGCUUUGCCUGAUUUGAAUUUAAGAGAAUGCAAAUGAUCCUGCUAUUGAAGCUAUUGGAGCUAUUGGAGUGGAGAUAUUUUUACUUGUAAUAUCUAAUAGUGGUGUUGAAAUGCUGUUCCAGACAAUGAAGUCCUGAAAUAUAAUCUUUAUCAAGUAGCCAUAAUUUGUCCAUUUCCAGAAUAUAAGAGUUAUCAAUGCUCCUUAUUUACAGCAUUUAUUUCAUUUCUGGUCGAAGAAACUUAUUUUCCUGGUGCAGUUUGUACCUGCAAUAGCUUUACUCAUUCCUUUAAACACUGAAUUCCUCUUUUCUUACUCUGCACCUACCAAACCAAUACGUAUUAUGCAUAAAGUAUGUGUAAGUAGGUAGAACGAAACCAAAGGCUUGCAAGCAGUUCUAGUAUAUGAAACAGCCUUGAUAAUGAAUCUUAACACAUAGCUUGGGCUUUUAACCUGGUGAUUAUCAACUCCACUGCAAUAUCCAUUGCAUGACAGCUUGCUAAAGAAAAUUCACAUAGCAGAACAGGAUAAUUGUACUAGAAGCACCCAUGGAUAUUAAAUAGAAGGUAUAGAUGUAUUCUACUUUCAGUUAUAAAGCUCACAAUAUUGAUCUCAUUAAAGCAAUAUUUGCACAAUGUCUGUAAACAGUACAUUUGGGAGAAUAAGAGAUACAUGAAAAAUCCUGGUGUGGAGAUUAGGUAUUAAUUAAGAACUCCUCCCAUCGUGUUGUAUCCUUUGACAGCAAAGAAAGAACAUUUUAUGUGGAGAGAAAUAGAAGAAUACAUUUGCUAAAUAGUUUAAUGCAGCCAAAAAGGAAGUUUAGUUGGAAUAAUGUACUUACUCUGGGACACAGGAUUAGGAGAUAUACAUACCAUGCUCAGGUCUUCAGGUUAGGGAAAAAUAGAUUUCUCUGGGUUUGUUUUUUUAUUUUUUUUUUUGGUUGGCUCUUCUGUGGAGAUUUUUAGUUCAGUUAGAAGGGUCCUACAACAAUCGUCUAGUUGCAUUUCCUGACAUCUUCAGGCAGUUUAAGAAAAUGUGUGCAUAUACUGGUGUAUUGUGACUGCAGCAGCUUUCCUAUAUGGAUAAACAUGUAAGAUAGUUCAUUCCAUGUGCAAUAGUACUGUUCAAGUGGUUUAUGUAGUGUUCUUAGUUUCAAUAUAUGUUAUGUUAAGUGAAAUUGCAGAUACAAAAGCUCAGGACCACAAAAGACAAAGUAUUUUAUAAUUAUUUUUUUUCCUUUUUUUCACAGUCAGCAUAGCUCUGGAUGACCACUGUCAGCAUUAGUGAGAAUUUAGACAUGGUAAAAGCUUAGACAACUGUAGACCUGGAGGCACAUCAGCAUAGUGAUUGAUAGCAUGGGAUAUAAUACUGCAAGGUUACAGAACUUCAGCAUUCUAUAUUUACAAAGAAAGGAAAGUAAUACUCAGUCUCUAAUAUAGUACAAAGUUAGGUUAGUACACAUGUAUUUUUCUGGUAUCCAGAGUAGAUGUUUUUUUUUCUUGUAUGGACAUGAAGAUUUUUUAAUAUUUUUUGUUGUUGUUGUUAUAUUUUUUAUUUAGUGCUUAAAGUCAGACUACAGUGCAGUAGCUAGCUCUCAAAAUUAACACUAUGUCAGAGACAAAACAAGCAAGUUCUCACUCUGGAACAGGAGAUUGCAGCAACCAUAGUAUUGUAGAGAUUUAUUAUGUAUUAGUUAACAAAUGAAUAAUAAUAUCUACCAAAUAUCUAAGAAUUGCCCCAUAAUGUAAACCUCUGAGGUACUGUGACAACCCUUAAAGCUACUUUUAUGGCACUAUAGUAUCUCCACCCAAGCAGAGUUGUCUGGAAAGCAGAGAACACAGGGGCAUCCUAUCAACCCAAGUCAGCUGCAGUUAUUGCUACAAAAAUUGUCAAAUAAUGAAGCAUUCAUGAAAGACCUCUAGUUACAGAAGAUAAUCUUGACUGUGUGUCACAGGCUCUUGGUUUGCUUGUUUCUCUCUCUCUGUGUCACUGUGUGUCUGCUGCCUGAAUGAUGUUAAAUGUGUUCUGGUACAAUGCUGAUGGAAUUUGUAUCAACCUGGGUAAUAAAACCUGUGACAGCU
Cyanistes caeruleus (blue tit) is the source of this 5770-nucleotide messenger RNA. RefSeq names its product interleukin-6 receptor subunit beta-like. Gene Ontology annotation, biological process: cytokine-mediated signaling pathway. Gene Ontology annotation, cellular component: signaling receptor complex; external side of plasma membrane; membrane. Gene Ontology annotation, molecular function: cytokine binding; cytokine receptor activity. Lineage: Eukaryota; Metazoa; Chordata; Aves; Passeriformes; Paridae. The record is from RefSeq and is a predicted model, not a curated record.